CUACAACAGUAGCGCCAAUAAUUGCGCCCACGCCACCACCGAAUUGCCAAUGGCAGUUCUGGCAGCAAAGGCGGAACCAAGGCCAGCGCCAGCGCCAGUGUCAGCGCCAAUGACAAUGCCAAUCCCAAUGACCGUGCCGCAGCUGCCACGGAUGCAAAUGUCCGUCCCGGCAUAUGCCCCAUUUGCUGCUGCCGACACCCCUGGAGCCACCGAUAAGAACCGAUCCUCUGUGCACAUACAACACCCGUUCCAGCAGCCGGCGCACAAUCUGCGCCAAGGCCCGCUCGCUGCAGACGACUCGGCCCUCUCGUCUAUCCUGCCGCCGCUCCAGCAGCAGCAGCAGCAGCAGCAGGACCACAGCCAGCAACAAACUGCGCACAUUGCAUAGUGCCACUUUCUCCAGCAGCCCCUCAACCACCUCAUCCUCUCACGAGUCAUACAUGCACUUCUCACAUACACAAUUUAUUUAUUUUGCUUCCAAAUACACUCAAAUCACCAUUCCCAUUCUCGCACGCACUUGCACAACUGUUGCAGACCUUCGCCUCCAAAGCACCGCCUGCCCCUGCCAAUUUCCAGCCUUUCAGACCAACAAAGUCAACACAAAGCAUGGAAGCCUCGAAUUUUCCUAUGGAAACCCGCUGGCAGCAGCCAGAGCCGAGCACAUACUUGAAUUGUUUUGCUAUGCCUGCAUUUUAUGUCGAUGUCAUCGCUGCCACAAGCGAUCCGCGCUCUUUCUCUUUCUCUUGCUCUCACCUCACCCUCACCCUCACUCUCUCUCACUCUCACUCCCGCCCUCGCUCUCACUCCCACCAGCAUUCGCAAUCGCAAUCGGAACCGCAACGCACCACCACGCGCGGCCAGCGUUUCUCGAUGGAUUGCCACGCCGUUUUGUUCUUUGUAAUGGCCCCUCCGCCCGCCCACUCGCCCGACUCUGCCUGCAUCCCGCCGCUGCCGCUGGUUACCACUUUGGGCAAUGGCCAAUGGGGGAUCGGCCGCGCAGUAUGAACCCUGUUUCCGUUUCUCUCCUAUCUCCUUCACCUGGUAAAACAUUCAUUGGCUCGGUGCCACCGAUGUCCGCCGCUGCCGCUGAUCAUCGCUACCGCUCCUCACUCCCUUCCAUCACAUGCUCCUGUCGGCACCGCAUACACUAAAAUACAAUACAUUCUCACUCAUACAUUCACUCACGCCCGCAAGAUGGGGCCUCCUUUGGAAAUAUUUUUUAUUCAACGCCGACACAGUUGAGC
Kickxella alabastrina is the source of this 1244-nucleotide messenger RNA. RefSeq lists its product as uncharacterized. The transcript has a single exon. Lineage: Eukaryota; Fungi; Kickxellomycota; Kickxellomycetes; Kickxellales; Kickxellaceae. The record is from RefSeq and is a predicted model, not a curated record. Bases 174 to 1151 code for a protein of 325 amino acids.